Fragaria vesca subsp. vesca is the source of this 1118-nucleotide messenger RNA. Its product is annotated as rhodanese-like domain-containing protein 11, chloroplastic-like. Bases 42 to 917 code for a protein of 291 amino acids. The transcript is spliced from 10 exons. The record is from RefSeq and is a predicted model, not a curated record. NCBI's taxonomy places the organism in Eukaryota, Viridiplantae, Streptophyta, Magnoliopsida, Rosales, Rosaceae.
UCCCAAGACGCUGUACUUUGCUCACUCUCACUCUCACUCCAAUGGAAGCUGUUGGAUUUCCUUCUCUCAAUACUCACACCAUUUCGUGCUCUAGUUUUCUGAAACGAACACCCACCAAAUUACCAUAUCAAACAAACCAUGUUUCAACUUCAAGACCAAGAACACCCAUAUACAGAACCCACCAAAUUCGGAGGAGUGCUACACGAAUGCAAGCUGACAAUGAAGACUUCGAGUUGAAGCAAAUGAGAGACAUGGCUGCUGCCAAGAAGAGAUGGGAUGCUCUGAUUAGGGAUGGAAAGGUUAAACCUUUAACGCCAAGGGAAGCUGGGUAUGCAAUUCAGCUAUCUAACAAAACCCUUCUUGAUGUCCGUCCCUCUACAGAACACAAAAAGGCAUGGGUUAAAGGCUCAACUUGGAUUCCAAUAUUUGAUGUUGGUGAUGAAUUCGAUGCUGGAACUCUUUCCAGAAAGAUCAUGGGCUUCACUAUGGGGGGUUGGUGGAGUGGCGUGCCUACAUUGUCGUAUAACAACCAGUUCUUGUCUAAGGUUGAUGAGAAAUUUCCCAAGGAUACAGAUCUUAUCGUUGCAUGCCAGAAGGGAUUGAGAUCUAUAGCUGCUUGUGAGGUGCUGUACAAUGCUGGCUACAGAAACCUUUUCUGGGUUCAGGGGGGUCUAGAGGCUGCUGAAGAAGAGGAUCUUGUCAGAGAAGGCCCUCAGCCAUUUAAGCUUGCAGGAAUUGGCGGGGUAUCAGAGUUCCUUGGUUGGACUGAUCAACAAAGAGCUGCAGCUGCUAAAGAAGGGUGGGGUUACCGAUUUAUGUUCUCUGCCCGUCUGGUUGGAAUCUUUCUCAUUGCUGAUGCCUUAUUUCUUGGUGGUCAGCAACUAGUUCAUUAUCUUCAGGAUAUAAGGUCACACUGAUAGCUGGCCAUGAAUGUAUUCGACUGAAUAUCGAAGUACAAGAUUUUGCAGUUCUGGUGCACUACAAAGAGACACUGGAUCUACGCUAAGAUAACAGCUUUGGAAGCCGGAGCACCUCAAAAAGCAGAUAGCCCAUUUUUGUUCACAGCAGUAAACGAAGUUUGAUCUAUGCAUGAUUUAUAUUGUGUUGGCUGCGUGAUA